AUGGAUUCUUCUCCUGAACCGGGCACCAGUAGUUUUUUUUUUCAGUAUGAGGAAGAGGAAGAGGCCAUGCGAAAGGCAUUGGAGGAGUCUUUGCUUGAUUCUCGCCGGGUAAUUGAGUUUACUGUUACAUGUUUUACGCUAAUAAAGGAGCCAAAGAAAUGAAAAUAAAGUAACCCUGAUGGUCUCGAAUUUAUUACCCAUGGGUUUGAUGUUGAUAUAUAGGCUACCGACGGAAAUGUAUGUUAAGAAAUAAUAGAACCUGGAAAACGGUCAUGAUAGUCAAGAGGUGACAUAUUCUUUUUUUCCCAUCGUGACUGCUGUCAUGCAUUUCAUGCACAGACAUUACCUUGCUUUGCUUCUCUUUUGGUAGGAUGUAUACAUUGACUCUGAUGGUCUCGAAGUAAUCACUCCUGGCUUUGGUGAGAGAAAAGCGAUGGUAAGCAUGUCUUUGCUUUUUUUGAGUUAA
Molecule: messenger RNA, 466 nt
Organism: Porites lobata
Lineage: Eukaryota; Metazoa; Cnidaria; Anthozoa; Scleractinia; Poritidae
Source: the annotation of a GenBank genome assembly